This is a messenger RNA of Capra hircus (goat), 1373 nucleotides long. Its product is annotated as desumoylating isopeptidase 2. The record is from RefSeq and is a predicted model, not a curated record. Lineage: Eukaryota; Metazoa; Chordata; Mammalia; Artiodactyla; Bovidae. The transcript has a single exon. Gene Ontology annotation, molecular function: deubiquitinase activity. Gene Ontology annotation, biological process: protein deubiquitination.
UGUCAGUGCCGUAAGGGAAUGGAUUUUGUGUCUCUUUUUUUCACUGAUUUAUAGCAAGUACCUAUACUUGGUACAUACUAGGUGAAUGAAUGAAUCUGAGGACAAAGAUGGUAUGUUACAUGUAGCCUUUUCUAAUUAGCCUGCUCUGUUUUGGUGAGUAGAUUGCUCAACAACUUUCUGGUACCUAUUGCUUUGUUUUUCAUAUUAUAUGUUAGCACAGACUAUGGGGAUCAUGUGUAUCAUCUAUUUGUUUCUUUCUCCUGGUGGAAUGAUCAGGUAUGGAUUCUUGAGGGUAUCAAUCAGGUUUCCUUAUUUUUCCCUUGUUAAAUGCUGUUUUGUUUCACUGUCUUGAACCAUGAUUCAAAAAUUCUAGUACUCAGGCGCUUGAGCCGGAUCGGGCCGCCAGCGGUCCGGCCCGGUGGGCGCAGAGGGUCCUGUCGGCGGCGCCGGGGAGCGACUAGCUUCCCGAUGCUUCCGCCCUGGCUCCCGCCGGCCCGGCUGUGCGCUUAGGGCCCGGCUCCGGCCGCCUGAGGCGUCCGCGUGGCAAGUCCCGCGGAACGGAGCGGCUGGAGCGCGAGGCGGCGACUGCCGGGAGGAGGAUGGGGGCUAACCAGUUAGUGGUGCUCAACGUGUACGACAUGUACUGGAUGAACGAAUACACCUCUUCCAUCGGAAUUGGAGUUUUUCAUUCAGGAAUUGAAGUAUAUGGCAGAGAAUUUGCUUAUGGUGGCCAUCCUUAUCCCUUUUCUGGAAUAUUUGAAAUUUCCCCAGGAAAUGCUUCUGAACUAGGAGAAACAUUUAAAUUUAAAGAAGCUGUUGUUUUAGGGAGCACUGACUUCCUAGAAGAUGAUAUAGAAAAACUUGUGGAAGAAUUGGGAAAAGACUACAAAGGCAAUGCCUAUCAUUUGAUGCAUAAAAAUUGCAAUCACUUUUCUUCGGCUUUAUCAGAGAUUCUCUGUGGGAAAGAGAUUCCUCGCUGGAUCAAUUGGCUUGCCUACUUCAGCUCCUGUAUACCUUUUCUACAGAGUUGACUCCCAAAGGAGUGGCUCACACCCGCAGCCCUGCAGUCCAGUGUCAGCCAGGAGCUCCAGGACGAACUGGAGGAAGCAGAGGACGCUGCAGCCUCGGCCUCCAUGGCCAGCACCCCCGCAGGCUCCAGACCUGGGCGCCACACCAAACUAUAAUCUCCAAAGUCACACAUUCAGAACUGUCUGUGACAGUUGACUAUCACUAGAGAAAAGUAAAAGAAUAAACGUCCUUUGGAUAUUUUGUAUGCAAAGAUGGCUCUCCCCCAAAUCCCAGUUUUUCAGCUCAGGAUUAUAUUUGUAAUAAAAAACAAAACAAAACAAAAAAUCACUUGGCUCAGGAGGGGG